This is a messenger RNA of Culex quinquefasciatus (southern house mosquito), 1809 nucleotides long. RefSeq names its product acrosin. The coding region runs from base 1 to 1548 and encodes 515 amino acids. The record is from RefSeq and is a predicted model, not a curated record. Gene Ontology annotation, molecular function: serine-type endopeptidase activity. Gene Ontology annotation, biological process: proteolysis. The transcript is spliced from 3 exons. NCBI's taxonomy places the organism in Eukaryota, Metazoa, Arthropoda, Insecta, Diptera, Culicidae.
AUGGAAACCCUAGCACAUUUAGUGAUCUUCGUAGCGAUUCUAUCGCUGAUUGGUGCUGACAAUGCCGACUUUCCGUGCGGGACGCGACGCGUCGUUAAGGAGUUCUUGAUUGUGGCUGGCAGUGAUACAUCCGCCGGGGACUGGCCGUGGCAUGUGGCGAUCCUUCAUUGGGAAAGUCGCGACUCUAGUACGUACGCCUGCGGUGGAACGCUGCUGAGUUCGCAGUUUAGCUGGUCUCCACUAUCGGGACGAGCUCACGAGUUACACUCAGCGGCACACUGUUCACAGGAUUCAUCAGGUUCCGAAGAGGAUGGGACUAGUUUGCAUGGGGAUAUUGCAUUGCUGGAGCUGAGCACGGUGGUGAAGUACAACGAUCAUGUGCUACCGGCCUGUCUGUACCUCGGGGACGACCUUAUUGGACGUACUGGGAUGGUUGUAGGCUGGGGCUUUACCGAAAAGGAGGAGUUAUCUACAGUUUUGAAGUCUGCUCAACUGCCCGUCAUCGGUACGAUCGACUGCCUUCUGAGUAACAGGGCUGUUUUCGGCGAUAAAAUCAACCACGACCUGAUCUGCGCCGGACACCUCAAUGGAACCACAGUCUGUAACGGAGACAGUGGCGGUGGACUGUUUUUCAGGGAUAGUGAAAGAUGGUUUCUGGGUGCGAUCGUAUCUUUUGCGCAGAAACGCAAUGGCAGUGAUCUCUGCUUCGUCAAUGGUUACGGAAUGUUCUCAAAGGUACACACCUAUCUGCCCUGGAUCAGGAAUGUCACUGGACAGCGUUUUACCGUUCCCGCAGUAACCCCGACCGCUCCAACACCAGUAAUACGGUUCCAACAAGAAAACAAGACCCUCGGAUGCUGUCCGGAUGGAGUUACCCCGGCUAGUACCGGCUGCACGCCUUCCCGUCCAACGGUUCGCGUGGACAAACCGGCGGUAGCUCACGUUGGUGGCGUCGCCACAAUUCGGUGCGUUGCACAGGGUUAUCCCCGUCCAACGGUGACCUGGACCGUAGCUGGACAAAACCCGAGCGCGUUCGGUAGAGCACGCGCUGAAGAUCACGGGGAUUACCACAUCUUGGUAAUAUCCGAUGUUGAAGGUUCAGACAAUCAAAAGCAGAUAAAUUGUAAUGCUAAAAACCGGCACGGUUCCCAGAUGUACGGUUGGACACUGCCAGUGAUGCAAGGGCGAUCCUCAAACAUCAUUCAAAAAGUCCCCAACCAAGUUUAUCAAGUUGCACCGACCUACACCAGCACGAUGGGACAGCGACCGACAGUGAGGAUAGAAGGACCGACCCACGUUCGGCUCGGCAGUACCGCUACCCUCCAGUGCAACGCUCAGGGUCAUCCCAGGCCGGAGGUAACGUGGUCCCUCGAGGGUCAACGGUUGUCCUCAUUCGGAAGGUACAGCAUCGUGGAAGGCGGAACGACGAGCCAGCACCGGUUGGUGAUAUCCGGUGUCAGUCGAUCGGACAACCUGAAAAUGUUCAAGUGUCACGGACAGAACCAGCACGGCUCGAUGACGUUCGGGAGGGCGUUUGUUGUUACGUGAGGAAGAAUCUUUGGUAUACCUUUCUAGACACGAGAUUAGUGAAAUUGUUACAAUUAGCUAGAGAGCAAUGUAAAAUAAUUAUAUCUUAAAAAAAACUUAUUUGCCCUUUUCACAUGGUAAUCCAGCUAUAAAUAUAACACUGUUAUUUAAACUGAAGCUUUAAAUUCUCUUAAAGCUACACUCAAACCCAGAUGGUUUGACACAAACUGUUGUCAAACGAACAGGGUUACUUUUUAGUUUGACACCCCUUUUACACGGAGU